AUGGGUGCUCCUCGGCCAUUUGAUGGUGAAACCAUUGUACACAAGGGGAUCAAAGAAAAUGCAGGAUUAAAUAUAACAGCUUAUUUCACUGCAUAUCCUCCUCCAUCUGUUAUAUGGACAUUUAAACAUGAAGGGAUGAAUAACACUCAAACAAUACCAAGGACAAACUUCACUUCAGUGAAUGUGAAUGAAAGUGUGACCCAGUCAACACUUGUUAUAAGCAAAAUUUCCCAGUCAGAAUAUGGAAAUUAUACUGCUGUAGCAAGAGCAGAGGAAACAGCAAUGAUAACAUUUAUUGUAGGACCACAGCGAAAGCCAUUUUCCCCUGAAGAUGUUAGUGUUACUUGUAAAAUACAUGAUGCUAUAGUUAUUUGGACCAGCAGUUUGGAUGGUGGCUCACCACAGAAUUUCAGUAUUAAAUAUAAAUCCUUGAAUGACAGGAAUUAUCAAGAAUACAGGAGGGUCAUCUUAGACAAAGGAAAAGGUCAGAAGAUAAAUGUAACUGUCGACAAUCUUAAGCAGGCUUCAGAGUAUGUCUUUGUUGUGAUUGCAAGGAAUAAUUUUGGGGCUACCUAUUCUAUGGAAAUGCCAAACUGCACAACAGGAUAUGUUAAUGUGGAGCAAACUGGGUCCAGUGAAGCAUUGAUUGGAGGAUUAGGAGGAGGGAUAGGAGUAAUUUUUGCAUUAAUCGUAGUUGUUGUUGUUGUGAUUGUGAGCCGUAAAGGAAAACCAUUUGGUAAAAAAACAAAAAGAGCAAGUGAAAGCAGAUCAGCACUAAAUGAAAAUGAAGAUGAAGAUGGAUUGAAGGAUAAUAUCCUAUAUGAAUCUGCUGGACCAAGAGAAGAAGGUGUCUCUGGAGUAUCUGUAGCACCAGUAUAUGCUGAAGUAAGGAAAAAAGAGCAAGAACAGAAUGAUACCAAUGCAAAUUUCUAUGCCAAAGUAGAUAAAGAGGCAACAUCACAACAAAGACAAGAUGUUGCCAAAAAAGGAAAGGAUAAGGAACAGAAAACGAAAGGGAAAAAAGGAAAAAAAGACAAGCCAAAAAAAGUGCAAAAUAUGGAUGUUUAUGAAAAUGCUGAAGAAAUGGCGAUGAAGACGAUUGACAAAGAUAAUGUUUAUUCGAAUGCAAGUGAAGUUCCACGUACAACUCCUGGAAGAGGAUACAAGAAUCAAGAUGGAUUGCUUUACGUAGAAGUACAAUUUGAUCCGGAAAAACAGCUAGGAAAACCUGUAAUUCACGGAGAAGAUGAAAAAACGGAUUACGCAACAGUCGAGUUUUCAACUCCUGAUUCACGUUCAGCACCCUGAAAUGAAAAAAAGUCCAAUUAUUAGAUGCAGUUUAUGUA
Molecule: messenger RNA, 1346 nt
Organism: Saccostrea echinata
Lineage: Eukaryota; Metazoa; Mollusca; Bivalvia; Ostreida; Ostreidae
Exons: 11
Coding region: 1-1308 (435 amino acids)
Molecular function (GO): protein binding
Source: RefSeq, a predicted model, not a curated record